AUGCUUAUAUAUGUUGAUGAUCUGUUGAUUACCGAAAAUGAGGCUGCCAUGAUAGAAAAAUUGAAAAUGAUUUUGCACGCUAGCUUCAGAAUGAAAGAUUUAGGUGAACUUAAAUACUUUCUUGGUUUUAAGAUACUUAGAUCUAGCAAAGGGAUCUUGUUAAACCAAAGGAAGUAUGCAUUAGAACUGAUAGAAGAAACAGGAUUAGGAGGUGCUAAACUUGUUUGUUCUCCUAUGGAGUAUAAUAUUAAGCUUACCAUUGCUGGUUAUGAUUUUUGUUUGAUUAAAAGUGGUGGGAAGAAGAUAGAUGAUGAAGUGCUGCAGGGUGAAAAAGAAAUCUACAAGAGGUUGAUAGGUAGGUUGAUUUAUCUCACUCAUACAAGACCAUAUAUCACUUUUAUGGUACAUCAUCUGAGUCAGUUCAUGCAACAACCAAAAAGGUCUCACUUGGAAGGAGCUCUUCGAGUGGUUGAGUACAUAAAGAAGAAUCUUGGUCAGGAGAUCUUAUUGUCUUCUGCAGGACAAUGUCAACUAUUAGCCUUUUGUGAUGCUGACUGGGCAGCUUGUUUGAUGACAACGAGAUUAGUUACUGGAUUUUGUGUCAAAUUAGAAAACUCCUUAAUUUCCUGA
Molecule: messenger RNA, 630 nt
Organism: Hibiscus syriacus
Lineage: Eukaryota; Viridiplantae; Streptophyta; Magnoliopsida; Malvales; Malvaceae
Exons: 1
Coding region: 1-630 (209 amino acids)
Source: RefSeq, a predicted model, not a curated record